Messenger RNA from Cajanus cajan (pigeon pea), 1339 nucleotides. It is a transcript of the gene UMAMIT22, whose product is annotated as nodulin MtN21 /EamA-like transporter family protein. The record is from RefSeq and is a predicted model, not a curated record. Gene Ontology annotation, molecular function: transmembrane transporter activity. NCBI's taxonomy places the organism in Eukaryota, Viridiplantae, Streptophyta, Magnoliopsida, Fabales, Fabaceae. Gene Ontology annotation, cellular component: membrane.
CUGUUAGGUCCCCAUUCAAAGGCACUACAAAAAUGAAGAGUUUUUUGUUAGGUUGUGUGGCGAUUGUAGAGAAAAAUAAACCAUAUGUUGCAAUGCUGUUCAUUCAGUUCGUGUAUGCAGGAAUGGCCUUGUUGUCUAAGGCUGCAAUUUCCAAGGGAAUGAGCCCUUACGUGUUUGUUGUUUAUAGACAAGCCUUUGCAACAGUUGCCUUAUCUCCAUUUGCAUACUUUGACAGCAAGCAAUCAGCUCCUUUGUCAUGCAACUUCUUGUGCAAAUUGUUUCUAGUUUCCCUUGUUGGGUUAACGGCGAGUUCAAACCUUUACUAUGUUUCAAUCAACUACACCACUGCAACAUUUGCUGCAGCCUCCACAAACACUGUCCCUGCCAUUACCUUUAUCAUGGCUGUUUUAAUAAGGGUUGAAGUCAUUUCCAUAAAACGUGUGCAUGGACUGGCCAAGGUUUUGGGUUCUAUUCUAAGCCUUUCUGGGGCAAUUGUAUUUGCUUUAGUCAAAGGACCUCCCUUGGGAUUCAUGAAAUGGUAUUCAGAAAAUCAGAACCAUAAUUCUCACCCUUUGGCAAUUGUUCACUCCAAAGGUGAUUUCAUUAGAGGCUCUCUUAUGAUGCUCUCAGCAAACACUACAUGGUCCUUGUGGCUCAUCUUGCAGGGUUUUGUUGUAAAGCAGUACCCAGCUAAAAUUCGUCUCACUACCCUACAAUGCUUCUUUAGCUUCAUGCAGUCUUCUGUUGUGGCUGUUGCAGCAGAGUGGAAUAAUCCUUCAGCAUGGAAGCUUGGAUGGGAUAUUCAUCUUCUCUCUGUGGCAUACUGUGGUGUAAUUGUAACAGGCAUUUGUUAUUGGCUGCAAGUGUGCACAAUAGAGACGAAGGGACCAGUUUUUACAGCAAUGUUCACCCCUUUAGCUCUUAUGAUCACAGCAAUUUUCUCAGCACUUUUGUGGAAGGAAACACUCUACUUGGGAAGUGUUGGUGGCACUAUUUUACUAGUGGUUGGACUCUAUAGCGUACUAUGGGGGAAGAGCAAGGAGAGUGCAAAGCCACAAAACCUAGAAGCUGAACAAACAAAAGAGGAAACUAGAUUGGAGUGCAUUGUACAACAUUGAUUACACUAAAUUUCAGCAAAAGAUUGAAUGAUCAAACUUGAAAUUUAGCGAAAGCUGUCCUUGCAAGAUGAAUGUCCUUUUUCUGAUGCAUCUUUAUAUUAUGUGUAUAUCUUGUUACUUUUAAUCAGCUGUACUUUUUUUCCCUUCCUUUUUUUACUUUUUUAGAUAAUAUUGGUAAAUAUCUUAUUCCAUGAUAUAAUAUAAUGCUUUACUUUUGCCCU